This is a messenger RNA of Rangifer tarandus platyrhynchus (Svalbard reindeer), 228 nucleotides long. The record is from the annotation of a GenBank genome assembly. NCBI's taxonomy places the organism in Eukaryota, Metazoa, Chordata, Mammalia, Artiodactyla, Cervidae.
AUGCGAGGUAUCUACACAGCUCCCUCGGGCCUGGAGUCCACUUGUCUGGUCGUGGCGUACGGUUUGGACAUUUACCAGACUCGUGUCUACCCGUCCAAACAGUUCGACGUCCUGAAGGAUGACUAUGACUACGUGCUCAUCAGCAGUGUCCUCUUUGGCCUGGUCUUUGCCACCAUGAUCACAAAGAGGCUGGCGCAGGUCAAACUCCUGAACCGUGCCUGGCGAUGA